Diabrotica balteata is the source of this 608-nucleotide messenger RNA. The record is from the annotation of a GenBank genome assembly. Lineage: Eukaryota; Metazoa; Arthropoda; Insecta; Coleoptera; Chrysomelidae.
UUUAUUUAUUAUUUAUUCCUCCUAUAUUUGUGCCUAUAUACUGUGUUCUAACUUUAUAAUGGAGAUAGAUCCAGAAACACAACAGAAAGUUUAUAUGAAACUAUACACUCAUAUAAAAAACGCAUCCCAAUUAAGAGAAAAAUUGGUGAAGGGUGAAUUAAAAUGUACUAUAGUCAAACCGUCAUUGAUAUGUGAUCCUUUUCAAGUCGUUGCUGCAGUUAAUAAGGCGUUUACCAGUGAAAUAUUAAAUAGAAAUUGUUAUGUGGAAGUGCUAUAUUGUUUAGGUAAUAGUAAAAAUAAUAGUUCCAACUUAGUAACUUUUGGUUUUACAGAUAAUUGUACUAGUGGUUUAGUUGUGACUGUUAGUAAAGGGGAUAAUGAUGAAGAAAUUUAUAAACACAUUGAAGGUGAUGAGGUGCCUUUAGAUAGACUAUCUGAAUUUACUGACAAAGAGUUGAUAAGGAAGACUUAUAAAAUUGGUGAUAAAGAGUCUGGUGUUACUCCAAUGUUAGAUUCAGUAGUCAGUAGAAUUGCCACCAAAGAUUUUUUAUAGAUUUGUUAAUUUUAUGGCCAUGUAAUUUACACAGUCUAAUAAAUUUAUAAAUAGU